AUGCUCAACCACCCGGGGCGCCCGGGUAAGCUGUACUGCGGUUUGGUGGCGCUGUGCUACAUGGCCCUCGCGGUGGCGCUGCUCUUCUUCAACAAGGCGGCGCUGUCCUCGUACAAGUUUCCAAACGCCAACGUCAUCACGCUCGCGCAACUGGCGUGCUCCAACGUCCUUCUGUACGCGUUUCGGAAGCUCGGUUGGGUCCGAUUUACCGACGACGUCGCGCUGAUUCCGCGCGACUGCAUCGACGCCAAGUCGGGGUUCCCCACGCAGAAGAUGUUCCGCCGCGUCGCCCCCUUAUCGGCCGCGUACAUGGUGUACAUGCUUCUGUCGAUGGCGUCCGUUCGCGGCGUCUCCCUGCCGAUGUACACGACGCUGCGACGGACCACCGCGGCGUUCACGAUGGGGGCGGAGUAUUUCCUCGCCGGGACGUCGCAGCCCGCGGUGGUGGUCCGGGCGGUGGGCCUGAUGGUCCUCGGGGCGUUCGUGGCGGGACUCCACGACCUGGAGUUUAGCGUUACGGGGUACGCGUACGUGUUCGCGAACAACGCGGCGACGGCGGCGUACCUGGCGUGCAUAGCGCGGUACGGUCGGACCAGCGGGUUGAAUUCGUUUGGCAUGAUGUGGUGCAACGGGAUGAUGUCGCUCCCGGCGCUGACGACGAUGACGCUGCUCACCGGGGAGCUGCAGAGUCUGCACAACUACGGGCACCUGUACGACCCGGACUUCCAGAGCGUGCUGAUGGCGUCGUGCGUCCUGGCGUUCAGUCUGAACUACGCCAUCUUCCUCAACACGAGCCUAAACUCGGCGCUGACGCAGACGAUUUGCGGGAACCUUAAAGACGUGGUGGUGAUACUGGUGGGUUACCACACGUUCGGGGGCGUGGCGUUCGAUCCGUUGAACUUUCUGGGGAUCCUGCUCGGGUUUGCGGGGUCGGUGUCCUACGCCUACGUCAAGCUGGUGCGGUGA
Molecule: messenger RNA, 966 nt
Organism: Micromonas commoda
Lineage: Eukaryota; Viridiplantae; Chlorophyta; Mamiellophyceae; Mamiellales; Mamiellaceae
Product: Drug/Metabolite transporter superfamily
Exons: 1
Coding region: 1-966 (321 amino acids)
Cellular component (GO): Golgi apparatus
Molecular function (GO): GDP-fucose transmembrane transporter activity; antiporter activity
Source: RefSeq, a predicted model, not a curated record